This is a messenger RNA of Eriocheir sinensis (Chinese mitten crab), 2231 nucleotides long. RefSeq lists its product as uncharacterized. The transcript has 7 exons. The record is from RefSeq and is a predicted model, not a curated record. The coding region runs from base 598 to 1482 and encodes 294 amino acids. Lineage: Eukaryota; Metazoa; Arthropoda; Malacostraca; Decapoda; Varunidae.
CACACACACACACACGUAACGCUUCUUCAACAGUGAUUUUUUUUACCCAAGUCUGAAAACUGAUACAAACGCCAUUCAAUCACGCUAGAUCUCUCGGAAAAACAAAACUUCAAAGAAAUAUCAAGACAAAACAAAAUCCAACUUUUUGAAAACUAUAAAUCGCAUUAUUACGCAACGAGAUCCGCCGAGCGAGCGAGCGAGAGAAGAAGUGAGUGAUUCUUUUGUGUCUCGAAGCGCCGCGCCGAACUCACAAAACUACUUCGAACUUCCUAUGCGCAGAGAGAGAGAGAGAGAGAGAGGCGGUGCUAGUCUGCGGAUAAACGUGAGUGUUGGUGGAUAGACUUGACGAGUCCUAUCCUUAUCCCACAGAAGACAACACACUCAGCAGCGGAUCGGGGCGCGGCGGGGCGGGGCGGGGCGAAGGGACUGGAGGAGGAGGAGGCGCAGCAGAAGGGGGUGAAGGAGGUGAUGCCUGAGGGGACGGAAGCCGGGCGCCCAGGGUGAGGGGGAAUCCUGGCUUCGUGUGUAUCGCCGAACAUUAUUCAGACGGGCCGCCGCUUGCCUGCAGCCGUGAAGAGUCUGGGGUGUUGCUGCGGCAUGGUGUGUGUGUUGCUGGUGGUCGGCCUCACCGCGUCCUCGCUCCUCACCUCAGCGGGCGUGGGAGUGGAGGCGGCGGCGGCGGGCACCUUCACGGACAAGACUGUUCAGAUCACGGAGCUGGGCGUGCCGCAGACCCCGAAGGCUGGCCGCAACGUCACACUCACCUGCCGCUUCCGUCUGGGCGGCCCCGAGCACCACCUCUACACCGUGAACUGGUGGCGCGGCAGGGACCAGUUCUACACCUACAAGGGCAGCGACUACGACCCGAAACACGCGUACUCCUUCAGGGGGAUUAACGUGGCGAAGGAGGCGUCGACGGAGGAGACGGUGGUGCUCCUCAACGUGUCGGAGGAGACGUCUGGGCUGUUCAAGUGUGAGGUGAUGGGCGAGGGUCCCUCCUUCCGCACCGCCGUCAGGACCAAGGUGAUGACUGUCGCAGUGCCCCCGCGGUCCCUGGUGAUCGAGGCCCCGGGUCACCCUCGCCCACUGCGAUACCGGCCCGGCGACGAGGUGCUACUCAACUGUACCGCUGUGGGCGCCAGGCCCAGGGCGGCCCUCGCCUGGGAGGUGAACGGCAGGCAGGUAAGGAAGACGCACCUGUACCAGUACGCGGACAGGCCGGACAAGCGGGGGCGCGUUACCUCCACCCUGGGUCUUCGCUGGCGGGCGCCGGACUUCUUCGAGGGGCGGCGAGCCACUGUCACCUGCCGCGCCACCGUCGGGUCCUCCGUCUCCACCGCCACCUCCGACACUCUGUACCUCGACGCCGCCUCCGCCGCCUACUACAACCACUACGCAUCGGGGGGUUGUCGGGUGGGCAGUGCGUGGUGGGCGGCCUUGGGUGUGGUGGCCGCGACCUCCACGCACCGUCACCGCCCAUAGGUGUGAUGGGUCCUGGCUGAGUCCUGUCGUUGCCCAUACAAGGAAUGACGCUACCCCGGGGACUCCUGCAGUUGUAGACGUGUCCGCCCUUCCCCCGUGUCACCAGGAGGAGCGUCAUCUCGGGGAGCCCAGCGGGAUGAAGCAAACACAAACACAAACACACCGGAUAUCAGAGAGGAGGGGUCCAAGGACGUGAGGGAGGAGGCGGGGAGGAGUGUUGCGGGAGGGACUCUCAGGAGUGAAUUCAAGGGGUUGCAAAAGGAAGUGGAUUGGGCAGCAGAAGCAACAGUUUCAACAAAGACAUCACUACUACUACUACUACCACCACAGAAGCCGGAACAACAACAACUUCAACAACAGCAACAACAGAACUCUGCAGGCAAGGGAGGAGGAAGGAACAGCAACACCACCACCACCCUCACCACUACCACCGCCGCCGCCACCGCCGCCACCAUUCCCAGCAACAUCACGUCCUUCAAAGCUCCCUAAGUCGGUUUGGGAAGUGGAAGGAUAUAUUUUUCAACAAUUUUUCCAGUCCGUCUGUCCGUGUGUUGUCUCCGUUUCACUAUAUCCGUCAUGUACAUGUUAAGGCGUUGUACCAUGUCUGUACCUUUACUGCUCACCUGAAACACCACCUGUAGGAACACCUGUACUCACGCAAGUCUCACGAUUACAAGGAGACAUCGUCCGGGCGUUUGUAUGCACUGCUCACUCUGUGUUCCAAUAAAUAUUUGUUAUAUUACACUUUA